This is a messenger RNA of Parastagonospora nodorum SN15, 492 nucleotides long. RefSeq lists its product as hypothetical. Bases 1 to 492 code for a protein of 163 amino acids. The transcript has 4 exons. NCBI's taxonomy places the organism in Eukaryota, Fungi, Ascomycota, Dothideomycetes, Pleosporales, Phaeosphaeriaceae. The record is from RefSeq and is a predicted model, not a curated record.
AUGCGUCUUUCUAUCGCCACCGUUGCCUCUCUUGCCAUCGGCUGCAGUGUCAUGGCCGCCCCUCUCUCAGACGAGCGGAUACCAAUGCUGAGCGAUACCUCUGUGCUCAGUGAAAAUAUCGCCCUGGACAAGCGUCUCUCCAUCGAAGAGCAGGUCGCUAUUCUUGGCGCUGGCGCAAUGGGGCUUCUCAACGUGAAUGCAGCUGCCACCUACAUCUCAAACUUGAUCAAGCAAACAAGCGACAUGAAUAGCUGUGGCGUAAUCUCUGGUUCAGUUGACGGGGUUAACUACCAGUACCAUGCUGCAACCUCUGGCAAGAAGUGUGAUACUACGGCCGAGAUCAAGACUAUCAAGGAUGCUAUCGAAAGAGCCCUAGACUUUAUGACAAAGGGAUCCUACAACCAAGCUUGCUUCAGUCUGUCUCACGGGGGAAAAGGCAUAGACAUAAAGAACGAUGUAUGCGAAGGACUCACGUACCUUAUCCAUGUCUAG